AGUCUUGCUUCUCUGGGCCUAGGUAUUUCAGCCUCUUAUUUAGGGCGGGAGUGAGAGAGAGAGAGGCGUUAGCUAGGGUUUAUGCGCGGGUUCUACAUUCUAGCGAUCUAAAUUCACAGGAUUCACAGAGAAAAAUGCUUUGCAUUUGGAUAAUGCGUCUCGGAUGCCCGUCCAGCGCCUUCUCCUUUGCUACCUCUCCAGGUUUGGCGGACAGAUUUGCCGUCUGGUGUUCUUGAGCUUGCCCUGGCGAUGGCGAGCCCUGUGAUUGUCGAUCUAGCUAGCGCCGUGCCGAUCGUCGAGCCGGCGGCGGAGUCAGAGGACGAUGUCAUGCCACCGAUUAUGCAGUUCAUGUACUUCCACAAGGCGAUUCGAGCGGAAUUGGAGAAAUUGCACGGCGAUGCUCUGCAAAUAGCCAAGGGCAGCGACCAGGAGAUCAAAGGACUGAUCCGGCGCUACCAAUUCCUGCGCAGUGUGUAUGAGCACCAUAGUAGCGCAGAAGACGAGGUAAUUUUGCCAGCGCUCGAUCUUCGCGUUAAGAACGUCGCGCAUUCGUAUUCCUUGGAGCAUCAAGUGGAGGGCAACCUUUUCGAGCAGCUUUUCGAGCUUCUCAACGCGGUGCUCGCGGUUAAAGACGAUGGUUUGAAGGAGAGCAUCCGGAAUGUUGUGUGCUGCACGGAAGCACUGCUAACGACUCUUGUCCAGCAUUUGUGCAAAGAAGAAGAACAAGUAUUUCCUUUACUUGUGAAGCACUUCACUUAUGACGAACAAGCCGCGCUCGUUUGGCAGUUUCUCUGUAGUAUACCGGUGAACCUGAUGGAAUUGUUUCUUCCCUGGCUGGCUUCGUCCCUAUCACUGGAAGAUCGAGACCAAAUGAUAGCUUGUAUGCGGAGGAUUGUACCUAGUGAACACCUUCUCCAACAGGUGAUUUUUGCAUGGCUAAAAGGAAGGGAGACUUCGGGCACGAAAAUGUCAAGUAUGGAACAGGAGGCCUUACAACCGGAUGACUUAUCAGGAGACCACCAACGCAAAUUUCCUAUAAACAAAUUGCUUUUGUGGAACGAUGCUAUCAAGAAGGACAUGGAGAGGCUCGCGGAGGAGGUUAAACUAUUGCGGUCUGCGUCGCCAUCUACAUUGUCUUCGUUCGUGGACCGGCUGAGGUUUCUGGUCGAAGUGUGUAUCUUCCAUAGUGCUGCGGAAGAUAAAGUACUCAGUCCGGCAGUUGGUCAGAGAGCAAACGUUGAAGAAGAUAACCAACACCUGGAAAUGGUUCAACGUUUAGCGGAUGGCAUUCUAGCCAUUGGACACCUUGAAGGGAAAGCCGAUGAGCUUUGUAUUGAGGUAGAGUACGUUAUUCAAACCAUACGGGAGCACUACUUCAACCCGGAGCUCAAGUUGAUUUCUCUCGCUCAAGAGCAUUGCACGAUUGAGGAGCAACGUGUUCUUUUAUACCGAAGCCUAAGAGUUAUGCCUUUGAGAAUGCUUGAACGAGUUUUACCUUGGUUUGUGGAAAUGCAAAGUGACAAGGAAACCAGAGAUAUGCUGCACCAUAUGUGUCUGGCAGCACCGGUUUCUGACAAGCACCUUGUUGCGCUCUUUUCCGGCUGGGCAUGCAAGGGGUACCGUCAAAACUCAGACAGUUUCAAGUGUAUAUAUUCCGGGGAAGCACACGAGUGUCCUGUGAAAAUGCUGGAGCUUGAGCAGGUCAGCAAUGAGGAAAGUACUUCGUCUGCCGGCUCUACAAGGUCAAAGCGCCCUCGAGAUGUUGGAGACAGUGAAGGCUCUUCGACGUCUUGCAAAAAUGCUGUAUUGAAGCAGUGUUGCGUCCCAGGACUGGGAAUGAAAUGUCCAAACCUUGGGAUUGCCAGAGUUCCUGUCCGCAAGCCGCUCAGCUCUCCGAAAAGCUCUUCUUUGGGAUGCAGUCUCUUUGGUUGGGGGAAAGUUGACAGCACGUUACCAGUAGAACCAAAGCCGAUCGACCAUAUAUUUCAGUUCCACAAAGCCAUUCGGAAAGACAUGGAGUACUUGGACUUGGAGUCUGCCAAGCUAGACAGUUGUGACGAAACGUUCCUCAGGCAGUUCACUGGACGGUUUCACUUCUUAUGGGGUCUCUACAAAGCCCACAGUAACGCCGAAGACGACAUCGUUUUUCCAGCCUUGGAAGAGAAAGAAGCUCUUCACAACGUCAGCCACUCGUACUCGUUGGACCAUAAACAGGAGCAGCACCUUUUUGAAGAGAUUGCGAGAUUUCUGGAAGAGUUAUCACGUCUCUAUAUCCCGGAUUGCCUGCUCGAGAAAUCGAACAUCAACGCUAUUCGAGAGAAACGGGGAGACUUGGCUCAGAAGCUUCAAGGCAUGUGCAAGUCCGUCCGGUGUAGCCUGGAUCAUCAUGUUGCAAGGGAGGAACUUGAACUCUGGCCUCUUUUUGACAGGCAUUUCACUUUUGAGGAGCAGGAUAGGAUAGUUGGUAGAAUAGUCGGGACUACAGGUGCAGAGGUUUUACAAUCAAUGAUCCCAUGGGUUACGGCGGCUCUCACAGAUGGUGAGCAAACUGGGAUGAUGGAGUCUUGGAGACAAGCUACGAAAAACACGAUGUUUGACAAAUGGCUGAGCGCGUGGUGGGGAGAUAGCUCACUUAAGUCGUCUCCCUCGUCUCCUCCAGCUACAAGGGAUCCUUCGACACCACCUUCCGGCUCUAGCGAGUCCUUGCAACUGGUGGCUGAUUACUUUGCCAAAGAUUCGACAAAGGAGUCUACCGUGCAAGACGACGAAGGGGAGUCGGGCGAGACUCUUGAGCCGGAAGAACCUGGUGACUCUGAUACUAAAUCUGAAAGCUGCAAAAGUUGCUCAAAGUACGAUGCCGCUCAACACUGCUGCAUGAGAAGUGACGAGAAGGACAAACCGCAAAAGCUUGAAGCGGACACAGGAAAGUUUAAACCGGGAUGGCAGUACAUCUUUAGAAUGAACCAGAAGGAACUAGAGGCUGCCAUCCGUAAGGUUUCUAGUGACAGUUCCCUGGAUCCUCGGAGGAAAGCGUACCUUAUACAAAAUUUGAUGACCAGUCGCUGGAUUGCCGCUCAGCAGCAUUCUUUACAAGAAACAGAUACGUCUGAAGACAUUCCUGGGCGCAGCCGGUCCUAUCAUGAUCCCGUCAAAGGUAUAUACGGUUGCGAGCACUACAAAAGGAACUGCAAGAUUCGGGCCGCUUGCUGUGGCUCGCUUUUCGUUUGCCGGUUUUGUCAUGACAGAGCGAGUGACCAUCCCAUGAACAGCAGGCAUGAAACGAAGGAAAUGCUGUGUAUGCAGUGCCUUGAAGUACAACCAGUCGCAGAAUCCUGUCACAAUCCUGAAUGCUCCGGCUUCAGAAUGGCCAGGUAUUACUGCAACAUUUGCAAGUUCUUCGAUGACGACACAAGGGACAUCUAUCACUGCCCCUUUUGCAACCUCUGCAGAAAGGGGAAGGGCCUGGGCAUCGACUAUUUCCAUUGCAUGACCUGCAAUGCGUGCAUGCACGUGUCCUUGAAGGACCACAAGUGCAGGGAGAAAGGCCUGGAAUCGAACUGUCCGAUUUGCCAUGACUUUCUCUUCACAUCAAGCAGCCCCGUGAAAGCUCUUCCUUGCAAUCACUUCAUGCACUCCGACUGUUUCCAGGCAUACUCUUGCUGCCACUAUACAUGCCCCGUCUGUUGCAAAUCCUUGGGAGAUAUGGCGGUUUACUUCGGGAUGCUGGACGCUUUGUUGGCGGCUGAGCAACUUCCGGAGGAAUACCAGGGCCGCGUCCAGGACAUACUCUGCAACGAUUGCGAGCAAAAAGGAACAGCGCCAUUCCACUGGCUAUACCACAAGUGCCAAAAGUGUGGCUCCUACAACACGAGGACAAUCUACGACGGAGGAUCUCACAGAUGAUCCUAAAAGUUUGGAGAGAAAAAUGGCCAAAUUUUUUAGAAGAAAAUAAACGAAACGACUGUACAUCUCAAUUGAAGCGAAUAUACUGUGACAUGAGUGGAUA
This is a messenger RNA of Selaginella moellendorffii, 4006 nucleotides long. Its product is annotated as zinc finger protein BRUTUS. Gene Ontology annotation, biological process: protein ubiquitination; ubiquitin-dependent protein catabolic process. NCBI's taxonomy places the organism in Eukaryota, Viridiplantae, Streptophyta, Lycopodiopsida, Selaginellales, Selaginellaceae. Gene Ontology annotation, molecular function: ubiquitin protein ligase activity; zinc ion binding. Gene Ontology annotation, cellular component: nucleus. The coding region runs from base 250 to 3903 and encodes 1217 amino acids. The transcript has 13 exons. The record is from RefSeq and is a predicted model, not a curated record.